AGGAGACUGGAAAAUAUCGAGCUGUGGCAGCCAGGUACAAUCGAACCGACUGAUGUAUGCGCAUCAGAUUAUCUGUAGCUUUAGUGAGUUAGUGCCUUAGGGGCAGUGGGCUCAUUAAUGCUGACAGAAUGUCAAAGCUUGUACGGACUCUCGCACGAAAGGUGACGGUGUCGCAUCACAUAUGGACUGCAUCCAAUUGUAGAGUACUGUGUAAAUGGCAACAUCUGGAGACGGCUGGGAGUUCGAGCAGUCAGUACCGGGGCUUUCAAAUAUUUAAGAUCCAAACUCUUCAGUCUUUUAGCCACUUGCUGGACCCAGCUACAAGAAAUAGUCUGCUUUUAUGUAGAAGAAAUGCAGGAACCCUUUCAAAUACAAGCUCACUUGAUGAAACAACCUAUGAGAAGCUGGCAGAAGAGACUCUUGACUCUUUAGCAGAGUUCUUUGAGGAUUUGGCUGACCAACCCUUCACACCAGAAGAUUAUGAUGUUUCUUUUGGGUUGCAGAUACUCAAUGUGCUCUGGGCAGCAGCUGAGAAGCAAAACAUGGGGGCCAUCUCAAAUCAUCAAGCAAAAAAUAAGAAUGGUGUACUCACAGUUAAACUGGGUGGAGACAUGGGGACCUAUGUGAUCAACAAACAAACUCCAAACAAGCAGAUAUGGCUGUCUUCUCCCACAAGUGGGCCCAAACGAUACGACUGGACUGGAAGAACGUGGGUUUAUUCUCAUGAUGGAGUUGCACUUCACGAGCUGUUGGCAAAAGAAUUAUCUGCAGUACUGAAAAAUAAAAUAGAUCUAUCAAAUUUGCUUUAUUCUCAUGGGAAUUUGAAAUAGCUUCACUCUGUUUAGUCUACUUUUUUUAUUGUGCCUAUGAUUUCAGUAAAAUGUAUUUUUUCAA
This is a messenger RNA of Xenopus tropicalis (tropical clawed frog), 894 nucleotides long. It is a transcript of the gene fxn, whose product is annotated as frataxin. The coding region runs from base 129 to 830 and encodes 233 amino acids. Gene Ontology annotation, biological process: intracellular iron ion homeostasis; intracellular monoatomic cation homeostasis; iron-sulfur cluster assembly. Gene Ontology annotation, cellular component: mitochondrion. NCBI's taxonomy places the organism in Eukaryota, Metazoa, Chordata, Amphibia, Anura, Pipidae. The transcript has 6 exons. The record is from RefSeq and is a predicted model, not a curated record. Gene Ontology annotation, molecular function: ferric iron binding; ferroxidase activity.